Endocarpon pusillum Z07020 is the source of this 1209-nucleotide messenger RNA. RefSeq lists its product as uncharacterized. Lineage: Eukaryota; Fungi; Ascomycota; Eurotiomycetes; Verrucariales; Verrucariaceae. The transcript is spliced from 5 exons. The coding region runs from base 1 to 1209 and encodes 402 amino acids. The record is from RefSeq and is a predicted model, not a curated record.
AUGGCUCCUGCAAUCAUAUCUCUGGCCAUGCCGCUUUCCAACCGAGCACUGGCCGAUAAACCUACCAAGGCAUCCUAUACGACAGACGACCUGACUCUUGAAGCUUGGGGCGAAGGCUACCAUGUUGGCUCGCUCGUCAUACUCCUUCUGAUCGUCCUAUGUAACUACCGACGACAUGUUCUACUCCACAAGCUUAUCUUACUCGAGCUGUUCUUUGCCCUAUGGCAUGGCACCUUCAUCUUUUGUCAAGACCCGACUUAUGGCUGGUAUCUGAGCAGCACCGCGACUCUGCUCUUCAUAUCCUACCAGCUGCACAACAUCAUCUCGUGGAGGAAAAUCAAGCCAUUCCUUCCCCGAUGGGGUCAGCUGACCUUCAUCUUCACCAUCAUCGCCGUGCAGCCAUUCUGGAUCGUCGAAGCUUGGAAUAACUUUGAGUAUUUCAACGGGCUGGGCAACCUGAGCAAUAUCCAGACUCGGCCUUGGGAGGCGCUGGCUCGGGACCCCUGGUGGAUCUUCACAACGAUAAAGUUGAUCCAGGUCAUCAAAAAGGAUUACGGUUUUACCUUGUUGGGAUUAAUCCGCACAAGCCCUCGAUUCGCCAUCAUGAUAUUCUGCAUGCUCCUGUCCCUCGUCUUCCUCAUCAUGGACAUCAUCGUGACCGUGACUGGCAUGUCCCGCAACAGCGGCAUCAAUCCUUAUUGGCGGCUGGCGCUUGUCUUCAAAUGCGCCUCGGACACCAUCUUCCUCGACGACUUCAAGAUCGUCCUCGACCACAUCGUCAGCGUCUCCUUCAGCCGCUUCGGCGGAUCUCUCGGCGGCCGCAUUGACGCAUCUCACCACCGGCCCUCCUUCAACCCGGCGCCGCCAAGCUCGACGACGCUGCGCAACAUGAUACCGCCCGUGGUGCCCGGUGGUGGACCCAUCAUCACCAUCCACUCGGACAACGACCCAGCCGCCGGCGGCAACAACAGCGCCGACAAAACCCACAGCCGCAAGCCCAAGUCCUGGAGGCUGCAGAUCCCCAUCGCCUCGUUGUCCAAACCAAAGCUCCAGAUCCGUCAGGAAACCACAAUCACCACCACCAACGAACCCAGCGACCGCACCGACAUGGCCCCCUCCGUCUCCCAUGUCUCAGAAGAUACCUUUGUCACCAAACCGCAGACCGCGAAGCCGGGGAAGAAAGCUAGCAGUCCGUCAUCGUUGGGCUGA